UUUUGGAUUUGGGUCUUGAUUCAGAAGAAGGGAACGAGAGGUUCGGCGAGGGAAAUUUUGUGGUGUUGAGUUGAAUUUUUGAGAGGUUUAAGUUCGCCAUUGCUCUCAUGCAUUCAACCAUUUUCAGUCUCUUGGUACUUAAAGUAAGCAGCGGCUCAGCAAUGAAACUGCGCAGUAGGUUUCAGCCGGAAGCAGUGGGGAGUUACAGGAGACUCCUAUGCUCACUCGCAGCUUCAACUCAUUCUGUCGAGGAAUCAUCGAUGAAAUCUACUAUUACGAAAAAAAGCAUCAAGAGUGAGAUUCUUAGAUCCAAAUCUCCAACUCGCAGUCCCAUUGCCGUCCUCCAGGACUGGAUUAAGUCGGGCCACAAGGUCACCAUUUCGGAGCUCCGGUUCAUCUCCCUGCAGCUCCAGAAAUCCAAGCGCUACCAUCACGCUCUCGAGAUAAUGAAGUGGAUGGAAGCUCAAAAAGGUUUCCAGAUUUCGUCAGCUGAUCAUGCUACUAGGAUAGAAUUGAUCCUCAAAGUCCAGGGUUUAACGGAAGCUGAAGAGUAUUUCUCCCAAAUACGCGGCACCGCAAACCAGAAAGCAGCCUCUUUGCCGCUUCUUCAUGGUUAUGUUAAAGAACGAGCAGUUGAAAAGGCCGAGUCUCUUAUGAUGAAGCUAAAUGAGUUGGGAUUACUUGUGAGUCCGCACCCAUUCAAUGAGAUGAUGAAGCUUUACAUGGCGACUUCUCAGUAUGAUAAAGUGCCUGCUGUGAUCAUGCAAAUGAAGCAAAAUAGGAUACCCACAAAUAUUCUGUCUUUCAACUUGUGGAUGAAUGCUUGCGGUGAAGUCUCUGGAGUUGCUGCGGUUGAAGCAAUUUACAGAGAGAUUAUGAAUAAUGGGAAUGUUGAAGUUGGAUGGAGUACGUUGUGUACAUUAGCCAAUGUUUAUGUAAAGGCUGGUUUGGUUGAGAAAGCAGUUUUGGUUCUCAAAAAUGCAGAGAAGAAGCUAAAUACCAGUAAGCACCUUGGAUAUUUCUUCCUUAUUACCAUGUAUGUCUCCAUUAACAACAAGGAGGGAGUUAUUCGAGUUUGGGAAGCUUGUAAGUCCGUAAGUGGAAGGAUGACAUGUGGGAAUUACAUGUGUAUGCUGUCAUGUCUGGUGAAGCUGGGAGAUCUUGUAGAAGCUGAGAAGGUUUUCGUUGAAUGGGAGUCGAAUUGUAAGAACUACGAUGUCCGAGUCUCUAAUGUCCUUUUGGCUGCAUAUGUCCGAAACGGAUUGAUGGAGAAAGCUGAGGCCUUCCAUGUGUACGUGUUGGAGAAAGGCGGCUGCCCAAAUUAUAAGACAUGGGAAAUUCUAAUGGAGGGAUGGGUGAGAAGCCAAGACAUGGAAAAAGCUAUUGAUGCCAUGAAGAAAUCAUUUGCUAUGAUGAAAGGUUGUCACUGGAGACCAUCAGAAGCCAUUUUAAUGUCCAUAGUAGAAUAUUAUGAAAAGCAUGGGAAUUUCCAACAUGCAAACCAUCUUAUUAGAAUGAUUCAUCAUUUUGGUCUUGCAAGUUUACCAUUGUAUAAAGUGUUGCUAAGAAUGCAUAUCAAUGCUCAAAGACCAGCUUUCAACAUUCUUAAAAUGAUGGUGAAGGAUAAAAUAGAGAUGAAUGGUGAGACUUCUGCCUGUUUUUCAAGUCUAUGCAAGCGUGAGAGUGCAAGAGAAUAGAUAAUAUUACAAGGAACGAAAUCAUGACAGAUUAUCCUACCAAUAUUCAAACAUCUCCUUGUUCAAGAUCUACUGGCAGAUAGAUAACACUUCGGCUGGGCCUUUUUUGUUGCUGAGACAGAUGCUCAAGGGAAAGUCAUUGCAAGUGAAGUGAGCCAAGGAGCCAAAUGACAUGCUAGCUUUACUAAUUGAGUGUCAGCGUGUGACGGUGCUAUCAGUAAGAGGUAACAAGGAGUUCUGAGUUUUUUGCCAAAGAAAAAUAACCUGGCAUCUGGAGACAAAAGAAAUCCCGAAAGGUGGCAAAGAAUUCAGGCUGAUUACCCUGUUAAUAUAUCAUGGAAGCCUUUGUCGUGCUCCAUAAGUUUAUCCCACUCAGGUAUACAUUCUCUCACAGUUGGGAGUUUCAAGCAUAUUCUAAAAACAAGAGCUGAGAAAAAAAAAGCAUGUUUCUCUGCAUCAACCAAGCGGAGACCUGCAACCUCCUUGUUAUUAUAACCCCGAUUCUAAUCAAACCAGCAAUAGUGUCCACCAAAUCACAUUCUCCUCAUCUCCCCCUUGGUGUUAGGAGACCAGGAGGUUGUGGAAUUAAUUCCCUGCUUCGCUUUCUAAACAUGAUAGAGUCGGUGCCUGCUUCGAUUGAGCAUGAGUUGUAGACUUGGUCGGGAUAAGGAAUGUGGAAUUUGGUAGGAAUUUGCUUUAGUUCAUUGUUAUGUUUAUGAUGUGGAUCAUUUAGAAAUGAAAAGAGGAAUUCUAAGGAUGAUUUCCUUCCUUUUGAUAUGAUUAGAAAUCAUUGGUUUCGACCCAAAAUCAUAAUUUGAACUAUGGAGUUUUGGAGAA
This is a messenger RNA of Carica papaya (papaya), 2534 nucleotides long. Its product is annotated as Tetratricopeptide repeat (TPR)-like superfamily protein. Gene Ontology annotation, molecular function: protein binding. Gene Ontology annotation, cellular component: mitochondrion. Lineage: Eukaryota; Viridiplantae; Streptophyta; Magnoliopsida; Brassicales; Caricaceae. The record is from RefSeq and is a predicted model, not a curated record.